CACUUCUCGCGCUUCUAUGUCGUACUCAUACAUAUUGAACUCAAUCAUUCAGGCAAAUUAAUUUUCCCUAUAAACACGAUUAUUCUCUGAAAAUUUCAAAGACAAACGUCGUUCAGGUAUAUGUUGAAAUCUGUACAUAUGAUGUUUAUAUUUUUAUUUUGAUUUCUUUAUCCCUUUUUUUAAGUUCGCGUUCUGUGCUUAGGCGCAUGCGAUUGUUAGAGAUGGGCUAAACAUUACAUUAUAGGAUCGUGAUUUGCUACUAUGGUUCUAAAGUCUACCAUAUAGCUAAUAAAGUACUAGAUAGCUUCACAGAGAAUAAUCUGAUGAGUCAAACGUUUUGUUUUGAUAGAGGUAACGUUAGACUUCUAAAUUUCCAGAAUAAAAAUUAUAAUUGGGUGAUCAAGUUGCGGUGAAUAUAUCACAGUCUGUGUUUUUUCCCAGCUCUACAAUCUCCUUCAUUCUUUCCUGCCUCUGCCAAAAUUUCUUUGUUCUGUGGUUGGCCGGUCUGCGUACAUUUUAUGAUUCACUAUUGUAACAUGGUCCAUUUCAUUUCGCAGGGAUCACGUUGAAAGUUGAAAGACCGUAAAAGGAAAUCCGAGAAUAGACCGAAUUAAAUAUCGCAGAAAUGCAGUUCAACGGCGUAUAUCACAAUAAUAAUAUGUACAGGCAGAGACAAGAUCGUUCAGAUCAGUAUAAUAAGCAGUCAAACUACUGGGCCGGCCCACAUACGAUGGCUCCUGUCCAAGACUUUGGAGGUCCGCAACAGAGGGUUUACAAGAAAAAACCUCAACAACAAAACGAACAGUCGUUAUCACCACCAUUGUGGGAUCAAACAGAAUUGAAACCCUUCAGAAAGAACUUUUAUGAAGCUGUUAAGUCUAGAUCACAGAGUGAUGUUGACAGCUAUAGGGAAGUAAGGGAUAUCAUUGUGAGGGGAAACGAUAUUCCACAACCAAGCUUUUGUUUUGAGGAAGGUAGUUUUCCAGAGUACAUCAUGCAGGUGCUUAUGAAACAAGGGUUCAAUGAACCGACUGCUAUUCAAUCUCAAGGCUGGCCGGUUGUAAUGUCAGGCCGCGACCUGGUAGGCAUCGCCCAGACUGGUUCUGGCAAGACGCUGGCCUACAUGCUGCCCGCCGCUGUGCACAUCAACAGCCAACAGCGCCCGCAGCGAGGCGAGGGCCCCAUCGCCCUCGUUUUGGCCCCAACAAGGGAGCUGGCACAGCAGAUUCAGAAAGUGGCGCACGUAUUCGGCGACACCGCGAUGAUCCGGAACACGUGCAUCUUUGGCGGAUCGCCGAAGGGGCCGCAGGCUAGGGAUUUGGAAAGGGGCGUCGAGAUUGUCAUUGCCACGCCUGGGAGGUUGAUUGAUUUCCUUGAGAAGGGCACCACCAACCUGCAGAGAUGUACAUAUUUAGUCUUGGAUGAAGCCGAUCGUAUGUUGGAUAUGGGUUUUGAACCACAGAUCAGAAAAAUCAUUGAACAAGUCAGACCAGACAGGCAGGUACUCAUGUGGUCUGCUACAUGGCCCAAACAAGUACAAGCGUUGGCCGAAGAAUUCUUAGUUGACUAUGUACAGGUCAAUGUAGGUGGCCUCCAAUUGUCUGCGAAUCAUAAUAUCAAGCAAAUCGUUGAUGUUUGUGAGGAAAGUGAGAAAGAAGAGAAACUGAUGAAACUGUUGAAAGAAAUCUGUUCGGACAGGCAAAAUAAGGUCAUCAUUUUUGUGGAAACAAAGAAAAAGGUUGAUGACAUCACCAAGAUUAUCAAGAGAGAUGGACUAGCUGCUAUAAGCAUGCACGGAGACAAGUCGCAACCCGAACGUGACUACGUUUUGAACGAAUUCAGGAGCGGAAAAUCAUCGAUAUUGGUCGCAACUGACGUCGCUGCUAGAGGACUGGAUGUUGAGGAUGUGAAAUAUGUUGUGAACUAUGAUUUCCCCAACUCAAGCGAGGACUACGUACACAGAAUCGGUCGUACAGGCCGUUGUCAGCAAGCUGGCACCGCGUACGCUUUCUUCACGUCUGCUAAUCAGCGCCAAGCCAAAAACCUGGUCGAUCUGCUGGAGGAAGCCGGGCAAACGGUGCCGGACAGGCUGCGGGAGAUGUCGCAGCAAUGUCACAUGCAGCAGAAAAUGGGCAGAGGCAACACGUGGAAGAACAACAACAGGAUGAUUGCUAACAAGCAGAGCGGAAUGGACAGAUUGUCGCCUAGCUCGCAACAUUCCGGUGGCAAGCCUUGGCAGAGCGGAACGAAAACGUUCACCAACAGCACCGACUUCAGACAGAACGGCACCGGCCCGAGGAAUAACUACAACAAAUUCAACAAUGACGGUACACCACGGCCGCCAAGGAACAACUACAACAACGGAUUCCAGUUCCAGAGCAACCAGUACCAGACCCAGGGUUACAGCCAAUCGUACAGUCCUCCGAUGUACCAACAACAGCAGCAACAGUCCCAGCAGUUGAAUGGACAAAGAAACUAUGGUGGAAUGCAAACCCGUCCGUACAAUAACCAGCGUUACAACCAACAAAACCAUCAGAGACAGCAGCAAGCGUAUCACCAGAACACUAUGUAUCACCAGAUGCCUGGCGCACCGUACAUGAUGCAGUCUGCAGGUGCUGAUGGCAUGCAGACCCUUGUCAACCAUAAGUUCUUCCAGAAUCGAGGACUGGGCUCGAACCCUUGCGCGUACCAGUCCGCCACGGCUGGGGCCAGUCAGGGCCAACAAUAUCAACAGUACGCUAACGUUCAGUACGCCCCAGCGGCGUUCUCGUACGCCCAACCACCUACCGCCACUGUCCAGCAGUAGAUCAUCUGAGCAGUGGUUCAUCUGCUCCUUCUUCUUUACGGUGAUGUGACAUGUUGGAAUUUUGUAUAACCGUUUUAGUACUAUAAAUCUUACUUUAUAUUAACGUCUACUUUCUGGGUUAGUUUAGGAUUAGGAGGGUGUCUGUAUAGGAUUUCUCUGACCAUUGACCAGUUAUUUAAAAUUUGGAAUAUCCCCAGGGUUGUUCAUAGAUUCCCAAGAAGAGAAAUCCCCCAUAAAGUAAGAAAAUCUUUUCUACAACUACUAUUCAAGUUUUCAAAUAUUUGUAGGUGCUUUUCUAUAAUCAUGAAUAGAGCAUUUCAAACUCGAUAUAUUCUCAAAUUCUUAAUGUCCGGUUCUAUAUAGACACUCUUUGGUUAGGAUUAGUACGAAUGGAGACAGUUUUUUGUUUGAUCAGAGGUGCUAGUAGGUAAGUUAGAGAAAAGAAUCGUUAUUUCGUUUUUUAAUUUUUAUUCCCUUUCAAAAAGGGGCAAUGUACCUAACUGCAAAUAUUUAUUUACAAAAUUGCAAAGGUUCUUGAGAAUACUGCGAUGCGUGAAAAAUGAAUUAGUGCAUAUUCCAGCAUGUCUCGAAUAUAUACAUUUUUGUACUUUUCGUGUAACUUGAAAAAAAUGUGUUUGAUGUUACAUGUUUAUAUUUGCAAGUCUAGCAAAGCUUACCAUUCGACCUAUUAGGAUUAGUAGUAGUCAUGCUUUAACAAUGCACAAGUAUUUAUUUAAAAUUGGUAAUUUGGAAAUGUCUAUGUCAUGUGAUGUUUUUUCUGAACAACAUCCAUAAACAUUCUCAAAAUUAGUACAAAUUCCCUGUUACCAAAAUGCGGCUGGAUAUAAAUUACCGUUUCGAAAAAAUGUAUUUAAAGAAACUGGAAAAGGGAUCUGUGAAUGUUUUUUCGUUUAUGGUUUUCUUAGCGCUUUUCAGCCCUGCUUGUCACCUCUAUACGUUAUUUCUCCAUGUUAAAUGUAUAAGAUUUUGUGAAAUUGCAACGAACUACUCCAUCCAUCUAACAAGAAUUUCACAAAAUCGACGUGUACUUUGAUGCUUAGGCGACCGUCUGACGCUAAGGUCGUCACUAUUAGCUUUCUGUGUGUGAACUAGAAUGUAAGUUAUAAGUAACCAGCUGUAUGAUAUGAAAUGCACGAAACAUAUAGAAGGGCGGACAACUAUAUAAAGGAUUACGAUUUUAUUUUGAUCAAUGAUUGAUGAAAAAAUGACAAACGAAGAAAACUAUGCAUUAGAUUUGAUACCAGUGAUUUGGACCAUUUACCACCACCGCUAACAACACUACUAGCAUUAAGUCGCCUGCAAAUAGAGGAAAAAGCGUACGUUUUUGCACUCAUUUGAUUUGAAAAUCAAUUUACUUCCUAUUUGCUGAAAAAAAAGAUUUAAUAACCUCUUACAAAGUUUGAUUUUUUCACUUGGAAAUAUAUACCUAUCGGAUUUAUCACAAACCAGGUAACAAAAAACGUUUUCAAGUUUGGGAAUCUCUGAGAUGGGUUCUAUAAUCACACUGUUUACUUGCGCUAUUUGAUAGAGGAUACUUUUUUUAAUACUAGAUGCAAUCUUUGAAAGUCAUGUACCUAGAUGGCAAAUUGAAAUUUCGCGAGACUGCAGUUUUGUAACAGGGCCUGGUGCUUCGUUGUUCAAAUAGAUUGAGGUAAAUAUUUCGAAGGAAUUUAGCCCUCGUCAAUUUUUCGGUGUAUAACCCAAAAACACGUGCUUAAUGCCACUAGAAAACUGAAGGUCUUUCGAAUUUCGUUUAGGUUGUUGCUGUGUAAUCCCACAUGCAUUUUUAUUUCUUCGCUAACCAUUCAGGGUAUAUAAAUUGAAUAGAACUAAGUAAAGCCGAAAAGAACACUAUAAUUAAGGUAUAUGUAUUUCAAUCGACUCUGUGAGUGACACCACGCGCGAAAAUAAGGACCGCCCACCAUACGCAACAACCUACUUUUAGUGUAUUGCACUAACGCAAAAAAUGGCGCGAAGUUCCCAUUUAUCAUUACCACGUUUACAUCUGGGAUUCCGUUCGAUUUUGGAUACUGCACGUAAGCGUUUGGAUCGAGUUUCAAGGUCGAUUCUGGAUCGUAUCGGAUUGAAAUCCAUAUAAAGGAGAAUCGGAACAGAAUCGGCGCCUGUGCAGGAUUGAGAUUGAACUGAAAACUGCGUGUAGACGCAAGGGAAUCUUUGAGCCAUAUGUGAACGUAGCACAAGUUUGUACAUCUGAUUCUUUGACAGUUGGAUGGGAAAGCUCAGUAAUUAUUUGGUUCCUGGUUGUGAUGUGGCCACAUUUGAAAAAGAACUCUGGAGGUUGUUAAAUCCGAUAUUCGAUCAGCAUUUUUCAAAGCAAAAUGGGUGCUUUAGUAGAGAUUUGUGAUUUGAUCAAAAUGAAAUUAACGUUUUAUAUUUUUGUUAAAACUGGUCUGAAUAGUGUCUGCUGUUAUUUUCCCCUUAGAUUAUAUUCAUAUAAUAUUCGUAAUAAGGUAUCGGCAUAAGUCAUUUUGCAGUAUCAAGAAGAAAAAAGUUUUUAUACAAUGAAGAUUAUAUUGUAAAUAUGAAGACAGAUCGCAACGUUUUGUGGUUUAAAAAACUAUGAAACGUUCAAAUAGCUGUUCGGUAGAGAAAUACAGCUAAAAAAUUAAACAGUUUUUGUAUACAAAACAGAAGCAAAAUCAGUAUUAUCUGGUGAAUUCUAUCUUUUGUAGUGUGAAUGUACCAACCAGAACGAGUGUAACUUAUAUAAUUUACUGCUUGUGUCGUGUACAUAUGUACGUAGUAUUAAGAAUUAAACUUCGUUUGUCGUUUAGCGUGAGGCAUUCCAGUGCUCACGACAUCAUCUGUGAUAUUUUAGUGAGUAAACAAAAAGGGUAGCAAAAGAAUAAUGUUGACUUUUCCGAAUCAAGGGAAACGCUGAAAGUUCGUUAGACCAGUGUAACACGCAUUGAAAUAGGGGCCAGUCUCUUAAGGGCCCUACAAACUAUGUAUCUUUUUCCAGAAACAGUUGCUUUUAAAUCCAUAGAUCUAGACAUAUAAACUAGUAUUAUUGCUAAUUGACGUGUAAUGAAGGGGUUCAGUAGCCUUGGUUAGUUUAUUUUGAAAUCCAUGACAUUACAGGGCCCUUGCAUAAAUUGACAUUUUUCACUAUCAAUGUAAUCUGUAAAUGUUCAAUAGCAACAUGUCUUUCAUAUUUUCUAUAACCUGGUCACCAAGUACAAUUGCGUUAACUCGAGAUUUAAAAAAAACAAUGUAUUUACAUUGAUAGGAUGUGAUAUUUUCUAUUAAGACUGAAAUGACUAGAUGUAUUUUUUUUAUACUUGACUAUGACAUAGUCAAAAAAUGAAAGUCAGCUGUUUCGUUUUUCCUCAUUUGAAAAAAAAAGCGAUUCUCUGAAAUCGGAACAGGUGCAUAACUAAAAAAAAAGUGCACAAGAAAGUUUAUUAUUCUGCGACGUUAUCAAAAAAAAAUGCCACUGCGUAACGAUUGACGACCGUUAUUUUUUGGUUAUUCACGAAUCAAGGUUGGCGAAAAUAAGUUUUUAUAUCAAAGUAACUGGCAUAGAUAUACCUAGGAUCUAUACAAAAGGUCAAAUACAUAUACUUGAUGUUGACAUUUAACGUAUUCUACAUGAAGAUAGAAAACCUUAUAAAGCGUACAUACAGUUAUUUUGUUGUGGAUGAAGUGAUUUACCUUGAAGCACACGAGGUUUUCACCUGAUCAAUAACGCACAUUCUGUUUGUUCACGAAGCCGUUUAACCAUAAAUGCCUCUCAUCACUGAAGGUGAUUUUGCGAUGAAAUUAUUCAUUUUCUUGCAACAUAUUUCUAGAGCCCAAUUCGAGAACGUAUGUCGCAAUCACCGAAUUUCGGUAGUAAAUUUUAUUUGUAAGCGUUGUUCGUUCAUGAUGAAAAUGUUUUCUUUACUGAAUGUUUGACAUUGACAGUUCGGUAAUCGAUUUAAAGGUGCGUUCAAAGUUUUCAAGUCCCUAUUGGAAAACCCGAUAGUAUAUUCGCGAGUUCAGAGACGAACACUGCAGGGUCAUCUAUGAGAAUUUGUUUAUUUCUUGAUUCUGGACAAAAAACAUUGUAUCGGGUCAUAUAUUUUCAACUUAAAUCUAAAUAUCUACCAAACAAAAAACAUUCAAAUAGUGAAAAAUUUGAUUUAACGGCAUAAUUAUGAGAUUCUUAAAUGUCUUUAAAUUGUGACAAUUCUUUAUUUACACAGGCAACAGGUUAAACAUUUUGUGACAAAUUCUCACAAACGAUGCUACAGUAUCAUUUCUAAUAUUUUUCAAACGUGCGAAUAUGUAUUUUGACAAUCUUCAUGUAGAAUACGCGAAUGAUAUUGACAGCUUUCUAUCGGUGACACCGAACAUGCAAAAACAAUUCUUUGAAUAAAACUGUUUACAGCCUUUUUUACGGCUAAAUUUACAUGAACCAGGCAUUUGCGAAAAAAGUUCGAAAAUGAAAAGAUGAGGCUAUGACGUGAAGUUUCCACAUCUCUGUCGAAAAUAUUAGAAUUUUAUAAUUACACUGUUCACACUUGUAAAAUAUUUAUCAAACGUAACGUUGUAAAGCAACCAAAUGCAGCGUCUUGCAAACUCUGACUUAUGAAAAUGCUCCCCAAAUGAUGCCUCAACGUAGGAAAACACUCGAGUAUAUUUUUUCAAAAUUGCAGUUCACGCGUCCGCAUUUCGACACACCUUUCGAGCGAGCUGUCCAGAAAUCAAGUAUCGAGGUCUAAUCUAUGUUCCGUUAUAAUAUUUGUUCAUCGUGCCAACCUUGUCAUUGAGUUGAUGACAUCUUUUGGGUAAGGUAUUUAUAAAAUAAGCAGCGCAGUUCGAUAUUCUAACUCGAUAAUAUCAAUAAUAAAAAAUGACUGCAGUUAGACCCAAUGAUUUGAAUUAAAAAAAAAGCUUUACCUAAAGCUUUAUUGAGUACUAACUAUACUCUUCUGUAAGUUUCUAAAGAGUGCAUUUCUUGUAUGUAAUACAGUAUUAUAGUUGUAACAUGUUAUUCAUUAUUAUUUUUAACUAUCCUUAAAUUCGAUGUAUAUGGGAUUUAUUGGCAAAUUGAAUAAAAUUCAAAUGCA
Acanthoscelides obtectus is the source of this 7902-nucleotide messenger RNA. The record is from the annotation of a GenBank genome assembly. NCBI's taxonomy places the organism in Eukaryota, Metazoa, Arthropoda, Insecta, Coleoptera, Chrysomelidae.